Fopius arisanus is the source of this 971-nucleotide messenger RNA. RefSeq names its product cuticle protein 7 (gene CPR6). The transcript has 3 exons. Bases 85 to 615 code for a protein of 176 amino acids. NCBI's taxonomy places the organism in Eukaryota, Metazoa, Arthropoda, Insecta, Hymenoptera, Braconidae. The record is from RefSeq and is a predicted model, not a curated record. Gene Ontology annotation, cellular component: extracellular matrix.
UCUCAACCUCAGUGUCAUUCACUUUAACCACCGAAACACCAGCAAAAAAAAAAAGGAGACUACCUAAAAGUGAAAACGCACGUCAUGAUUAAGCUACUGAGCAUACUACUGGCAUCAGCGAUUUGGUGUACCGAGGCGGUCCUCAUUAGCCACAAUGGCGCCCACGGACACUAUUAUCCUGAUUAUUCCGGAUAUGAAGCACUCACCAAUGACUACGAGACUCAUCACGUUGUUCCAACGGUCUCUGUACCUGUACACGCUGUAUCAGCCGCACCUCUUUUUCCUCACCACCAUCACGAACCGCACAGUGAGGACCACGAUUACUAUUCUCACCCAAAAUAUACGUUCAAUUAUGGGGUCCAUGAUCCCCAUACUGGUGACGUGAAAACCCAGCAUGAGGUGCGAGAUGGGGAUGUUGUCCACGGCUCGUACAGCGUAAACGAGCCCGAUGGAAGUGUACGAAUUGUUGAGUACACAGCGGACGAUCACAAUGGUUUUAAUGCAGUUGUGAAAAAAGUUGGACCAGCCUCACAUCCACCUCCCGUCCACGUGGCUAAAUACGUCGAGGCAUCACCAGAGUAUUACGGCUACGAAUUCGAUAAACAUCAUUUCUAGCUUUAUUAAAUUUCACGCUGAAUAAAAGAAACUAAUGAUAAGAAAGCUCUGAAGUGAUCAACUCGGUUGGAAAAUACCGCAGAUAGGUAUUCACUUCGGAUAUUGUGCUAAUUAAAUCUACUUCUGCCCCGGACAUCUGCAACUGACCCGAGAUAAUUAACAUGAAGAUCUCACAAUACUUCUGCUAGCAACCGGGAUCAAAAGGAAAAAUAGUCGAGAUUUCAUUCCACUGAAUGUGUUCCGUCCCCUCCAACAACUCCGAGGACACUGUAAUUCAGCAAAACUCAAUUCAAUGAAAAAAUUCAAUUGAAGUGAUUUAUUUUUUAUUUAUAUGACAUUUAUAUCUCUUUAUAAUU